Molecule: messenger RNA, 747 nt
Organism: Punica granatum (pomegranate)
Lineage: Eukaryota; Viridiplantae; Streptophyta; Magnoliopsida; Myrtales; Lythraceae
Source: RefSeq, a predicted model, not a curated record
AUGGUGCUCCGCAGAAAUCCUCAAGGACGGAUAGUGAAGGGCGAAACUGUUCCAGAUCCUACUUCCCCUGUGACCGCUUCCUUCUCUUCAAGUGGACCGAGCGUGAUGACUCCUGAUAUAAUGAAGCCAGAUGUAAGUGCCCCUGGCAUAGAUAUUUUGGCUGCAUAUCCUCCAGACGUGCCACCGACGAAAGGAGGUGGGGAUGACAGGAGUGUGAGAUUCAACGUUCUUUCUGGGACCUCAAUGUCGUGUCCCCAUGUUGCCGGUGCAGCAGCAUAUGUGAAAACAUUUCAUCCUGACUGGUCUUCCUCUGCUGUUAAGUCAGCUCUUAUGACAACAGCUUCAAAGAUACGUGAUACUACUACAAAAGGAGGUCCUUCGGGAUUGGAAUUUUCUUACGGUUCAGGGCAAAUCAAUCCCUUGAAGGCUGCAAAUCCGGGCCUAAUUUAUGAAAUCACCAAGGAUGACUAUGUGAACUUACUGUGUAGCUUGGGCUUCGAUGUAAGAAGUAUAGACAGGAACAGCACUUGCCCAAAGGGAGCCAAGAGCAUCACAGAGGCAGAACUCAACUACCCUUCUCUAAUUUUUAAAGCGCCUGUCUCGAAGCCCUUCAAGUUGGCCCUCAACAGGACCGCACAAAUGUCAGGCCUCCAACCUCGACCUAUAAGGCCAAAGCUGUUAGCGCCUCCAACGUCAACAUCACUGUGGUUCCUGAGGUCCUUUCCUUUAAGUCCAUCUCCGAGAUGA